This is a messenger RNA of Vitrella brassicaformis, 2584 nucleotides long. The record is from the annotation of a GenBank genome assembly. Lineage: Eukaryota; Vitrellaceae.
CGCUGAUUGAAUGACUGAGUACAUGGACUGGCCCUUCAUUACACAUACGAGUCCCUCACCUCGCAUCGUCAGUCACAUCAUGAAGACCUAAGUAAGUCAUGCCCACACCGCACUGCAGAGCAUGUACACAUCAUGCCACUCAGCCAUGCACCUGUCGAUAGCUACAGUGCAGUGAUUACUCCACUCGAUCGGGGAGAGUACAAGUACAGAUAGGCAGGCAUGUGCAUGAGUAAUUAAAUAGAGACAGACUUAGUAUGGACAGACAAAUACACACUGAUUGGAUAGUAACAAGACCCAGCGCUGCACGCCAUGAGCGCAUCGACAUAAUCAUGCCACAAAAACGCCACAUUGCCCACGCACAAUUAAAAGAGUUCCAACUCUGUGUGUGGCAGACUGCCGCCGCCAGUCGCAGUGACCGACAGCCGCACUGACAACACGACGGGGCCCUCGCAAAAUUGAACAAAAAAGAAAGCUGCAGCCCCCCAUCCCCGCGCCCGUCCGUCCUGCUCAUACGUCCCCCUUGGUCCAUCCAUCAGUAUCUCGCCCAGUGGGUGUUGUGAUGCGGCAGUAUCAGCUUCGAGCUCCGCGGGAUGCGAGGGGGCUCUGAGGGGCAGGGCUCGAGGUCGCGCGGGGGCUCCAUCAGAGAGGGCGGGUAGAGCACCAGCUCCUCACUGCUGUCCUUGACAUCCGCCGGCUGGUCGGGCUGGUCGUCAUCAUGAGGCGAUGGGGUGAAGACGAACGCGGGACGGGCUGGCGAUGUCGCCCCUAGAGAAGAGAAAGAGGGACCAACACAUGACAGAGAGAGGACAAAGAGGACGGUUCCUCAUUGGUCGUCUCACCUCACCUGCUUGAUCCAAGUUGCUCUUGAAGUAGGCGUGGUGAGAGUGCUUGAGGGUUCCCAGGUCGUGAGUCGAUGCGGCCCUCCUCAUUCCCACCGGUCUCGAAGCAUCGGGAAUCUGCAGAGGACACGAAUGGUGGUGCCCUAUCCCUGACGCCAAGCGGGCCAGGGCAGCGGCGUCACGGCAAUAAUGCUGGUUGGACGACGGAGAUGGCCUCUGCUGUGUGGAUGGCCGCAGAGCCACGUACGACGGAAGAAACAGGAUGUCUUGCCGGCCUCCCCCUGCUCCGCCAGUGUACCGCACCAGGCCGUCUUUGAAGUCGUACACGAUCGGGGCGGAGGCUGGCUUGCCGCUGCCGUAAUGCCUGUUCUUCUUGGCGCCUGUCGAGGGGCAUGUCGACGUCUGAUCGGUAGAAGCAGGAGUGGGAAUCGCACACGGCCGGGCAGGCCUGGCCGGCUUGCGCUGCACAACAGAAGGCCUGGUGGUGGUCCGUGACAUGGUCGGCUCCCGCCCUCGCAGGAUGAGUGCCGAAACGACCAUGCCGGCACACGUCAGGACCAUUGCGGCGACCAGCGGCCACACCCACACCGGAAACAGCAUUCUGUCUGAGCAAUCACAGUCCUCAUGGGAGUGCUUGCUGCCAGUGUCGCCAUCGGUGUGUCUUGUGGCCCAAUUGAGGAUCUCCUGCUUGUCCCGCGGCCAGAAGAAGGAUGUGGGGAAGAAGCGGUCGAAUGUGAAGGGCGCAUGCUUGGGGUGCUGGUCGGUCUGCCUGACCACCUCCUCCCACGCCCGUAACAGCUUGUCAUCGUCGGCAGAGGAGCCCUCGUCAAACACACUGACCGCAAUGCACAAUCGCCACCGUCCGCUAUUCCAUUCGCCCGCCCUCUCGUUGGCUUACUCGAAGAGCACGAUGAGCGAGCCCCUGAAGAUGCCCUGGAUGACUACCGCCCACCGCGGCACCUCCAGCGCCUUACUCGCAACCUCUUUGAAGCUCUUGAAGAAAGACUGGCGCUUGUCCGGAUCCUGACUCAACACACGCACACACACACACACACAUACCAAACAGCAAUCAACAAACACCCUGCCCGCCUGCAGACGUACGUUUGCGAUGUCGUCAUAGUGCACAUUAAGUAUCCUCGCUGCCAGCAGCCUGUGCGAUCCGUCAGCCGCCCCGCUACCCUCCCUUUCCCUAUCGCUGCCUACCCCCAGCUCCAGGUCCUCAAACGGCAGAUACUCUAUCAGCCGGUCGCCACCAUCAGCACUCGGACCGCUGCCGUCGCCAUCAUCUGGCUGCUGUUGCUGCUGCUGGUGCGAUGGGGAAGUGGAGGGGGAGGCAGUCGAAUGGGAAUCGUUCAGGGCCGCCCCUCUGAUGAGCGGCUCCUCGGGGCUCUCGCGUCCCGCAGCCAUUGCGGGCAAGAGAGCGGCCAGCAGAGCCGCGACCAUCACUCUUCCCAUCCUGCAUCCGUUGAACAUGUGUGAAAGACGGCACGGCGUCUUUCUAUCUUUCUAACGGCCGAUAAUGUACACAGCGUAAUAGAAGUCAGGACACAAGAUGGACUCUCUCCUGGCUCAUCAUGGACUCUCUCAUGAGCUCUCUUUGCUGACCUUGACAGAUUCACGCCACGCACAGCAACGGCAGACGGACGUUGGCAAGCCUGAAUCAUCGGGAACAGUGCAGAGUCGCUUUUGCGGGGCUGAGUCUGCUCUGUAGUGCUGCUCUGGUCGUACAGCGCAGCCUAGAACCG